This is a messenger RNA of Dentiscutata erythropus, 849 nucleotides long. Lineage: Eukaryota; Fungi; Glomeromycota; Glomeromycetes; Diversisporales; Gigasporaceae. The record is from the annotation of a GenBank genome assembly.
AUGUCGUACUACUGUUUCGAAACUGCAAAGAAUCAUCGACUUGUAAGUCCUUACUCUCAGUAUGGUAGACCUCCUUAUCAAUUAUCAAGAUCCGAAAUUGUUGAACGAAUAAUUGCUGAAACGAUCGAUGAUGCUACUCUUACAAAAAUAAAAAAACAUACUACUCUUCCUUUACCUGAACUUAUUACUCCAAGUGUAAAUGUUCGAACUGUUAAAAAUCCAAGACCUCAAAAUAGUUUUGUAAUUUAUCGAAGAAAUGUUCAAGCUGAAAUAGCUAAAGAAAAAGGUGCUACAGCUGCUGGUAGAUUGGAUUAUGUUUCUAAAUUUGCUGCUACUAAAUGGAAACAAGAAUCUCAAGAAGUUAAAGAACUUUACGGUUUUCUCGCUAUAUGCGCAAAGAAAGUUCAUGAUUUCAUGUAUCCUGGUUAUGUUUAUCAACCUAAAAGACAAGCUACCACCAAUGAACCUAUGAUAAUGGUGCAUGAACCUGGUAUAAAUGGUAGUUGUAAAUUAAGACAACAAACUGUACCAACUCCUCCUGAAACUCCUUUAUCAUCUCCUCCGACGAGGUUAUCAAAUCAAUAUAAUUCUCCUCCAUUGUAUCAACCUCAACAACCUUUACCACCACCUCCUCCUCCGCUUUCUUCUGCUGCUUCGAUCGAUCAUUUUCAACCUUAUGGUUCACCUUAUGGUUCUUUUGGUGCUUUUCCUCCACUUCAUCAUUUAUCUACUGUUCCCCCAUCAACACUUCCUCCUCCUUCAACACUUGAUAUAAACAUAUCUUCAAAUAUCAUGUCAAAUUAUGAUCGAAGAAUAAGUAAAGAAAUUGACUUGGCUGUAAGAUUGUAG